Molecule: messenger RNA, 420 nt
Organism: Alnus glutinosa
Lineage: Eukaryota; Viridiplantae; Streptophyta; Magnoliopsida; Fagales; Betulaceae
Exons: 1
Coding region: 1-420 (139 amino acids)
Source: RefSeq, a predicted model, not a curated record
AUGGAAUCCAUUUCUAUUCUUUGUUCACCUAAUAUUCUUUCUCUUAGCCCAAAAAAUGGCCAGAGUCAUCCAAAAAGAGCAUUCGCCAGAGUUUUUGCGUCAAGAAAAGAACCUGAUCAUGACCAAAACUAUUCUGGCGGCCGGUUAGUGGACGAAAGCAUGAUUGUUCUUCGGAAGCGACUGCAUGUGAUGAAGAUGAUGGAGAGGAACUACCAGCCACCGCCUGAUUGGAUGGAUUGGGAGAAGCAGUUUUACACGAGCUACGACUCCUCUAUAUGCCACUUGCUGGGUUUCUUGCAAAUCCAGUUGAUGAAUACAAGGCCAGGCUUGGCUUUAGGACUUUUGUCUCUGCUAAUUUUGAGCGUGCCAAGUGCCAACAUCGACCGCUCUGGUUUUGUUUCAUUUGAUGGAGAUUACUAA